AUGCGCAUCCGUGAGCUCUCGGACGGCGAGGACGGCGACGAUGGUGAUGCCGAUCGAACGCCCGAGACGGACGGGACCGAAGCGGAUGGGGAGGAGACGACGCGUGGGAAGACGACGGCGGCGAUGCGAGAGAUGGUGGAGCGACUUCGAGUGAUGGGGCGAGAGAUGGCGCGCUCGACCGGGAUCGUGGACGCGGAGGACGCGCGAGCGAUGGAAGAGAUGGAACCGCGGUAUUACGAGUCGAGAAAGUUGGAGUACACGAAUGGAGACUCGUACGAGGGUGAGUGCGUGAACGAGACGCGACACGGACGCGGGAGACACGAGUGCGCGACGGGGGACGUCUACGACGGGGGAUGGCGCGAUGAUAAGCGACACGGGAGAGGUAAGAUGAUUUUUGCGUCGGGGUUGACGUACGAGGGCGAUUGGGAGGACGAUAAGACGUGCGGACGCGGUGCGUGCACGUACGUCAACGGCGACGCGUACGACGGCGAGUGGAAGAACGACCAUCGAUGGGGUUGGGGCUCACAGAGGUUCGCCAACGGCGACGCGUACGAGGGUGAAUGGGUGGACGACGUGAUUGAAGGUCGAGGUUUGUACACGUUCGUGGACGGAGCGACGUUUAAUGGGACCACGCUUUCGGGAUUGCGCGUGCGCGGACGCUUCGCGAACAAGGACGAUUCCGUGGAGUACGAUGGUGAAUGGAAGAACGAUCUUAGACACGGUCGAGGGAAGUUCGUCCUCGCCGGCGCGUACAAGUACAUCGGACAGUGGCAAGAUGAUUUCCGGCACGGUCGAGGGAAGUGUGAGUUCGCCGACGGUUCGUCGUACGACGGCGAGUGGGUGAACGAUGAAUUUCAUGGACAAGGUGAACUCAAAACCGCCAUCUACGACUACGUCGGCGCGUUCGAGAGCGGUAAGCGCCACGGAAACGGUGUGUGUAAAUUUACCGAUCAAACGUGCGAGUAUCGCGGUGAGUACCAGGAAGGUCUCGAACAUGGUAAGGGAAAGCGCCUGUACGCCGACGGCUCGAUGUAUCAGGGCGAGUGGCAAGACGGGAAGCGACACGGAAAGGGAGCGUGCGCGUACGCGAACGGUGACGAGUACCAAGGGGAGUGGGCGAACGAUGAGCGUCACGGGUACGGCGUGUGCGUCUUCUCCGACGGGACGAAAUAUCGUGGGGAGUGGGAGCGCGAUCGCUGGUGUCAGAGUUCCGCGGAUCCCGACUUCACGCGCGUGUUCGGCCCGGGCGUGGUCAAGGCCACCGCCGGCGUCGCUGCCACGAUCGGUAUCGAAGCGCGAGACGAACUAAAGAAUAAGCGCUUGAGCGGCGGUGACGUCUUCGCGGUGAGACUGACGCUCUUGGGUUCGCUCGAUUCGGAUGACGAUCCCGUGGUUGAACACGGCACCGUGAUGGACAACGGCGACGGAACGUACGUGGCGUAUUACACGUGUACAGUCGCCGGCGCGUACUCCUGUGAAGUCGUCAUAGGAAACGAUGAGCAGUGCGGACAAUCACCGUAUGACGUAGUCGUGGAGCCAUCGACGGCGAACGCGAAACACUGCGUCUUGUCCGGUGAGGGAAUGCGUCGCGCGCGCGUUCGCAAGCUCGCUGAAUUUUUCGUCGACGCGCGAGAUGAGUUCGACAACGACGUGCGAGGCGAACUGUGCGAGCAGCUACCACUACACGUCACAAUCACCGAUGUGAACGGACACGAAGUCAGCACCGUGGAUGGGAUUCAGAUCGAGGAUACGGGUGACGGUCGAUUCGUCGUGGCGUAUUCGCCGAGUGCGCCUGGUUUUUAUCGCCUCAUCGUCUCAUGUCAGGACGUUCUCAUGGGGUCGAGUCCGUACGCCCUGCGCGUGUUCGACGACGAUGAACAAGAAGACGAUGCUUUCGUCGCCGAUGGAUCGAUCGCACCCGCGCCGAACGAUCUCAUACGAGACUGGGAGCGCAUCGCCAAGACGGAUUUUACCCACGACGGCGACGACUUCGGCUGGGACAGCGAACCGUCCGACAACGAAACCGAAGAGGAACGAAUACUUCGCGAGAACCCAGACAUGGCCGUAGUGUCAAAUUACGAAGACCUCUACAAGGUUGGUCGUCUGCACAAGCGCAUGAAGGAGAAGCGCGCCGCCGAGCAGGCAAAGAAACUCGCCGACGUCAAGGCAAGCUCGACGCCUUGUCCGUCGCGAGAGCGUCGUCCGCGGAGCCGGCGGCGCCGAAAUCUUUAA
Ostreococcus tauri is the source of this 2232-nucleotide messenger RNA. RefSeq names its product MORN motif. The transcript has a single exon. The record is from RefSeq and is a predicted model, not a curated record. Gene Ontology annotation, molecular function: protein binding. Lineage: Eukaryota; Viridiplantae; Chlorophyta; Mamiellophyceae; Mamiellales; Bathycoccaceae. Bases 1 to 2232 code for a protein of 743 amino acids.